CGCUCUUCCUCGCAACUCCAGUCUGUUUCAAUGGCGCAAUUGUCGCGCAGCUGCGAAAUUCUGCACAUUACUGUCUACCACGCCGCUCACCUAAUCCACAUCUUGCUCCUCACUUGGUUGCGAGGAGGCCAAGCGGUUUGGCACUCGGAAUCAAGUCUGUCGGCAGUGGUGGUACAGCUUGCCGUGCCACACCUAGGCGCAUAUGCAGGUAUGAGCAGAGAAGGUAUCGAGUCUUUCUAUGCGCAGCACUAAUGCGUGUCUGCUGCCACCCGCCACUACAGCAUCUAGAAUGUUUUGUGCUACUCCAGGGAACCUAAACUGACGUCUCCAACGACCAUUUGCCAUCAAGAAACCCCAUCAUCAUUCUCAGCAAAGAGCUCAUAUCUAACACUUUGUCCUGCAAUCCAUCUCAAAAAAUGCUGCAACGGCAAAAUACACGUGCAGAGAAGCUACGCCAGAUACGCCAUCCACAGCCAUCUCGUCCUAUUUUCGCCCGCCGACAGAGGCAAUCACGGUUAAUGUUCUUGAUGCGCUAGAACUGCAGCUUACAGGGAACAACGCAUACAAUGAUUGUGUAUGAAUGCCUUACGCAGCAGAGCUAAGAAGGAGGCAACGCAAAAUUGGCCUAGGCUAAAGAAGAGACAGCACCCCCCUCCCCCCUUUCUUUAUCUGAGGUGGUCUCUUCCAAAAUAGAGUCUUUCCCCCCCUCUUCAUUGUGAUCC
Trichoderma atroviride IMI 206040 is the source of this 722-nucleotide messenger RNA. The record is from RefSeq and is a predicted model, not a curated record. NCBI's taxonomy places the organism in Eukaryota, Fungi, Ascomycota, Sordariomycetes, Hypocreales, Hypocreaceae.